This is a messenger RNA of Paramacrobiotus metropolitanus, 2428 nucleotides long. RefSeq names its product zinc finger protein Gfi-1b-like. Bases 652 to 2130 code for a protein of 492 amino acids. Gene Ontology annotation, molecular function: RNA polymerase II cis-regulatory region sequence-specific DNA binding; DNA-binding transcription factor activity, RNA polymerase II-specific. The transcript has 4 exons. The record is from RefSeq and is a predicted model, not a curated record. Gene Ontology annotation, cellular component: nucleus. Lineage: Eukaryota; Metazoa; Tardigrada; Eutardigrada; Parachela; Macrobiotidae. Gene Ontology annotation, biological process: regulation of transcription by RNA polymerase II.
CAGAAGAAUGCCAGGGAGAAAUAAUGGCACGUACAGACUGCUGCAAAUCACAGAUUGGACAUUGCCGGGCCGCAUUGAACCGCCUUGUCCGCCGCGUGUUUGUAUGUGUGUGGAUUGAGCACAAUACGUACGAGCGUCCCCAGAGGUACGGUCAUGAUUUAAAUGCCCGCUACCAGUGCAAAGCGCCGCGUCACAUAUACCAAUCACUUCCCUCCCGUUAAUCUGUACAUGACGCUGUUGCAUCGUUCGUACUCAGCCAACAAGCAGCGUCGUUCGCCCAAUCUCAAAGCACAACAUUUCUUAACAAACCGUUUUGCAUACACUGACGGACGGAUUUGACGAUCCCGCGCUCCACAAUCUCCACGUAUAUACUGAUUUGCGGGCUGUAUAUAAUCCAUCCUGCGGUAUCAUCAUCCGUAUGGUAAACACUUGGUCGGUCUGUCUCUCUCGCUGCUCUCUCUUUGAUUGCGCCGCUGUACGGUAGCGGCCGCGCGCGCUCCAAUCCGUGACCUUUAAUCAUUAAAACAAUCGCAUGGAGAUCGACUCAACCACCUGACCUUUGCCUUGAUUGCGGCUGCUUGUCAGCUGUGAACGGGAAGCGAUUUAUUAUCGAUAAGGAAUAUAUUGGACGGGUAUUGCAUUUUGCGGAAUAUGGUGUCGAAAUCGGGAUUGAUUAGUCCGGCGUCGAAGAGCGCCUUCCAGAUGGUGAUGCCGCGACCAGAACUGCUGGCAGAAGCCUUCAAGGCGGCCAAUCCCGGUCAUCAUUCAGCGGGCAUGUUUGCACAUUAUCCCGGUAUGCAGAGUGCCGCCGCGGCCAACUACUGGUGGCAACGCUUCCCAGCCAGCUUCAUCAAUCCGGCCGUGUGGCCCUUCAUGUUUAACGCCGCGGCGGCCGUUAAUUCCCAGAUGCAUGCGGCUGCCACGGUGCCGACCACGCCGGCCGUCCUGCGGUCUAAUCAGCCUCCAUUACAUGCCGUACCGCAUCCGCCUGCGCCCACGAAAAAGAGCCGGCAGGGCGGGAAGAAGAAAAAGAAGGCGCAAGUGGCCAAGUUCCGGUUUGAGGAUCUGCCCAGGAAUUUUGAGCACACGCCGUCAGAUGGCAGUCAGAGCGGCGAGGAGACGCUGGAGCAGGCGGAUAAUGGGCCGCGGUCACGGUCGUCCUCGCCGGUGGGCAAAGAUCCGGAGAAUCACAUCUGCAAAGAGAAAUCGGUUAGCGCCGAUGAAACGGCUCCCAGCCCGCGUCCGUCAUUCCCGGCACCCUCCACCACCCACCCUCCCUGGGCCCGCAACAUGAACGGCAUCUUCCCCUCCAACCCCGCCUUCUUCUGGCCUCCCCAUUUGAACCCACCCCUGGAAUGGAGGACCGCCGGCCCGCCCGCCUUAUCCUCCCUACCUCUCCCCUUCCACCCGCCGGGCAUGAACAAACUGGCCUCCCUCUUCCCACCACCCGGCAUCCCUCCAGCGUACACUUUGGGCCGGCCCCGCUCGGUGACCUCAGCGGACUCCUCCCGUUCCCAUUCGCCAGGCUGUGACGGUGUUGCACCGCUGCGCGGGGAUCAUCCUUAUUCGUGCCAGAAGUGCGCCAAGCUGUUUAGUACCGUGCACGGCUUGGAGGUGCAUGUGCGGCGGGCACACACCGGGAAUAAGCGACCCUAUGCGUGCCAGACGUGCAAUAAGACCUUCGGACAUGCGGUGUCGUUGACGCAGCACAAUAAGGCCGUACACUGUCAGGAGCGGCAGUUCCAGUGUCAUCAGUGUGGAAAGUGCUUUAAAAGGUCAUCAACGCUCAGUACGCAUUUGCUGAUACAUUCCAAUACGCGACCGUACGCGUGCCCGUACGCGAAUUGUGGGAAGAGCUUCCAUCAGAAAUCGGAUAUGAAGAAGCAUACAUAUAUCCAUACCGGUGAAAAGCCUCACAAAUGUACGGCUUGCGGAAAGGCCUUCAGUCAGUCCUCCAAUCUAAUUACGCAUUUCCGGAAGCACACCGGCCAGAAACCGUUUGGCUGUUCGUACUGCGGACGCGCUUUCCAGCGGAAAGUUGACCUUCGUCGCCACCUGGAAACGCAGCAUCCCUCCGCGCCCAAACUACCACCGGACCAUCCGCACAACGUGCAGUCCGAUCAGGACUAAAGGCAGAUUAGCCGCAACCGGUGACAAAUCGGAACGCUUUCCGAUGCUCUUGAAUUAGCGAUCGCGAGCAGGGGUUGAUGAUGACCGCGGGAUCUCAUCUCUGGUCAAAAUGUUCAUUGGUCUCCUCCAAAGACGGUUUUAUAGUUUGCAAUAUCUGUUAUUACCAAGUUCAUACUGUGUACGUACGAUAGUAUUGAGUCGAAUCAAAAAUGUGUGGAUACCGAAUUAUGGCGGAUAGAGAAAAAUAUACAGUAUAACCUUAUAUGUACUCAUAUACCUGACUUAAAAUAAAUGCAUU